Molecule: messenger RNA, 585 nt
Organism: Paramacrobiotus metropolitanus
Lineage: Eukaryota; Metazoa; Tardigrada; Eutardigrada; Parachela; Macrobiotidae
Exons: 2
Coding region: 35-544 (169 amino acids)
Source: RefSeq, a predicted model, not a curated record
CAUCGCCAACUGGGUGGUGGAUUUAUUUGCCAUCAUGGCCAUCCAGCUGCCGUUCCUCCUGCUCAAGUCCUUCCGCCAACGGUGCACAGCGGUACCGACCUCCCUGCAGGCCCUCCAGCCGCACUGUGCACGACUGGUCCUGGAGGGGUGGCAAGUGCGGGGUGACCUUUAUGAGGAAAUGCGCUCGCAAGGCCGGGCCUUCCCUUCCUUGCCAUUUAGAGAACAGCGCUUCUUCGAUCGAGCAUCGCCACGCGAUGCUGUGCGUGUGCAGUCGGUGUUGGAUGUGACACUGGUCGACAUUGCCCGCCUGGUCCUGGAGUGCCGCGACGGCUGGGAGCCGGUCCGGCGGCGCCUGAUGUGGUCAAGGACCGGGCGUUGCCGCCGGCCACUGCCGACGUUCUUGCCAAAGUGGCGGCUGUGCGCGCUCGCUGGUGCCAGACACUGCAGUACCCGCAGGAAUGGCAGCCCAUCCGCUACUUCCUCAACAUGUUCAGCGGGUUCCAUUCGGAUGGCAGUCCGCACGCGUGGGACCACGUCGACUUGAGAAGUGUGCAUCUCGGCGAACUAAGCAGACUUGCACUGUGG